Molecule: messenger RNA, 1289 nt
Organism: Rhodofomes roseus
Lineage: Eukaryota; Fungi; Basidiomycota; Agaricomycetes; Polyporales; Fomitopsidaceae
Exons: 4
Coding region: 378-1118 (246 amino acids)
Source: RefSeq, a predicted model, not a curated record
UGCCAGUUGAGCGAACACAGCCGUCUUGGGCGGUGUUAAGCGCCGGUAUAUGUAGGUGUCUCCUGCCUUUUUAGUGCGAUUUUGACUUCGUACUCUCCGUCACAGAACAUCGGCAAUAUGUGCGAAGACGUCCGCCGCUCGAUAAUCAGCAUAGUCCUCCACAGCUCUCGCAUAUGACCCAAAAGACUGUCCGCCCUCUCUAUCCUCCUUCCAUAAUGUCUCGAAGACGACGACGUCCAAUCCAGUGUGCACCCAUUUAGGCAGUCGGCGGCGGGCUACAAAAGCCGAGCAAUUCCUUCGAACAUACCAGACCCACCAUCUCCAACAAGCCAAGACUUCGCUGUGCAGCCCCAGCUCAGGACGCGUAUACCGGAUAGAUGCCGCAACCAUCGCCCUUCACCACACCCCGCUCUCAACCGAUCCCCUUUCCGUCUUCCGCUGCAUCACACGCUCGCGACCCGUGGAACGCGUUCCGAGAAGGUUCGAGCUCCAGCUCAAGCGCACAAUCCAUGUCCUCACGCGGCUCGUCAGACAUGGUCUUCCAUAUGGACCCGGAGUCCACGACACCAGGGAGGCGACCGUACUAUCAACCGUACGGUGGGGGUCAUGCGCCAGCAUACCUCCCGCAAACCAGCGCUGCGCCACCGCCCUUCCCGAAUAUGAGCACGCGGUGUAGUGGUUGUAGCCGCCAAUUCAUUCCGCGCUCGGAUGUCGCUGCCAGGUUGAGGUUGUGUGAAUACUGCCGUGCCCCGCCUCGGGCACCGGUACAACACGCUGCCCCAAUGGACCGUGGAAGACAGUAUACCGAACGGUCACGACGCGAACAUCGGCCACGUUAUGCUUCUGUAACAAGCGACGUGGCUCUGUAUGCCCCUAAUAGUAGCAAUACAAGGCGGCAAGACCGACAUAAGGGGAUACGCCCGACGGGGCCCGCGCCUGCGGCACAGCCCGUUGGUACUGACACCACGGUCAUGGGCCGGUUCUUCCCUGCCGCUCUGGCAGAGACGUCUAACGACGCCCUGCUGGAGAGUCUGGGGGAGGCGCGCCCAACCAGCGCCCCGCACUCCGUCGUCCCUCGAUCGAGCGCAAUGCGUCGCUCAGUAUGGAGCCGCCGGUAACAGCCUGAGUGCCAAUCCAACAUCCUUGGACGGAACUGGCGGAGGAAAUGGGCACCACGGUCCCAUGCGGCCGGCCCACACGGACUUUUCAAUUCCCUUCAGUUCCUGCAUCCUAACAUCCCCGUGCCCUACCCUCCCCCCCCCCAACAACGAUGUAGUCAUAAAACGCAU